CCGCCAAAAACGUGGACAUGGAAGCUUGUUUAAAAGCUCAUAAUCAGCUGCGUGCCGAACACAAUGCCCCACCCUUAUCUUGAGAUACGAAACUCGCUAGUGAUGCGCAGGAGUGGGCCAAUCACCUUGUCAAUCUAGGAAAAAUGAUGCACGCAACGGGUACUGGUGAAGGCGAAAAUCUCUACUGGUCUGCAAGUACUUCAAAUAUCGCCACUUGCGUAGAUGCAGUAAAAGCAUGGUAAAUGAUAACUUAUGCUUAAAUCCAGAUGUUUGAACAAACCUAGCUUGUCCGUGGAUCGUUGCUUACCGUUUCUCUUCUUAAUUAUAGGGCUUCAGAAGAGAAAGACUACCCAGCUGACCAUCCACCGCAAACAUUUACAGAAUUUGCAAAUAAUGGUAAAGCCAUUGGUCACUAUACACAGGUUAGACAUGUCUUCCUUAUAUUCCCUUGAUAGCCUGCAGUGCACGCGUUUUCUACGGGCGCUCAUGUUUUUUUCUCGCGAAAGCGCCAUGUUGAAACUCCAAAAGAGCCGUGAGGAGAACUAAGGGCUACUAUUUUUACUCUCCCUAAACUUCCUCCGUCAUAACAUCAAAGAUGGCGGUUACAACAGUACGAACAUGAACAAGCAGAUUGCUCAAAAUAAUUCGUUUUAGUUUAGGGAGAGUUAGCUACAUAAUUCCAAAAUUUUGAGGGGAAUUUUAGACACCAAAAAGAAUUUUAGAAAAUCUCGGGAUUUUAGAAAAAAAAAUUGACAAAUUUUAGAGCAAAUUGAACAUUCAGCCGACAUUUUGGCAACAUUUUACAGGCAAACACGCUGACAAAACGUGUUUUUGUUUUUUGGUAUUCCUACCAACCAAGAGAGGGCUCAGAACGCUCAUAUGCUUCAGCGGUGUCUAGAGCAUUAUCUACUGGGCACAACAAAUCAGCGGUUUUGCGUCAUAGUCAACUACACUAUACAACUUAUCAGCGGUUAUUCACCAAAAGGGAACCUCGCUAUUAAAAAAAAAACUUUUUUAGAAUUUUGGGGAAUUUUAGGGAGUUUUUGGAGAAUUUUAGACAUUUCUAAAAGAAUUUUAGAUCAUUUUUCGGGGAAAUUCCCAAAGAAUUUUAGGCCGCAUUUCGGGAAUUAUGUAGCCAAGCCUAUUUUGGUUUCUUUUUUCCCUUUCCUUUGCCUGUCUGCAACUUACGCUCCGCGUUUACGCUCUCCCCCGAAAAGAAAAAGAACGCCUUGCAGCUUAAAUCAUAUCAAGGUUUUUGAAAAACGAUUGCAUUGAAGUUUCUCAAAGUGUUCACUGUCAGUGAUGAUAGGUUGAGCAGGGAUAAACAGAAGAAAUCAGAAGUAUUAUAUCACACCUAGCCUGCGAAAACAUCCGUUUCUCCUCGCUCUUCGUCGCUGGUGACGUUUUGCGCGGAACCUCCCCAGCGGCGAAGAGCGAGGAGAAACGGAUGUUUUCGCAGGCUAUAUCACAUCUAGCUUGUUCUCUUAUUUGUCCCCCUUCCGCAGGAAGUUUGGAAGGCAACUAAAAAAGUGGGUGUAGCCAUUGCGACAAAGAAAGAUGGCGUUUUCACCAACACCUACAUCGUGGCACGAUAUUAUCCGCCUGGAAACAUUCUGGGGAAUUUUGGAAGCAACGUUGAGUAGCCUGAAACUGACAAUAUUUUUCUAGUGAGUAUUAAUAGUGCCAUAGUCUAAACUAGAUAAAUUGUAGGAGUUUUACUUGGUCUUGGGGCACGAGGGUGGCGCGGUGGUGAGAACACUCGCCUCCCACCAAUGUGGUACGGGUUCAAAUCCCCGCAUUAACGCAAUACGUGGGUUGAGUUUGUUAUUGGUUCUCUCCUUUGCUCUGAGCGGUUUUUCUCCGGGUACUCCGCUUUCCCCCCUCCUCAGAAACCAACAAUUUCAUAUUCCACCUCGACCAGGAAUGGUAAACGAAGAGCCACUAUGUGGAUGUGCUAUAACUAAGUCUAAGUCUUUGUUUAGAGAAGCUAUAAGCUUUAAACUGCAAAUCAAAUAGGAGGAAGAAACGCCUUUUGUUGAAAAAAAAUCUUUGUUGCUCCUUCGUACAUAAUGAGAUAAAUUUGAAAAAAACAGGCCGCAUACGGUUUUUCAAAUUUAUCCGAAUGCGCGAUUCGUUUUUUUCCCCUUCUACAGUCAGUUAUAGUUUGGGAAGUGCAGAUUUUGCCCAAAUAGCUUGAACGUCUCUUAAUGUCCUUUCUUAGAUAUGUCAUCUUCAGAUUGCUAUUCGAUUUGGUUCUCUUCGUAAAUCAGAUAAUUUCCCUUCAUGCUUUAAAACCAAUGAACAUAGAAGCAACUGAUUUGAGGAUUCAUGUAGGUUAUAAAGUUGGCGACUCUUUAAGUGAUGCAUUACAACUAACGACGACAAAAUAACUUUUUCCAUUCUUUUUUUUUCCUUAGAACCUAGAGCAACUGAGCUUUCAAAGACGAUUAUUAUCUUAUUACUUUAGGAAUUAUAUCAAGAUCGUCCACUAUAAUUAGCAUUCUAAGCCGUAAAUGCGAAGAAGUUAAAAUGCAGUUGCGAAACUAGAAAACCUGAAAAAAAAUCGGGGUUUCGGGAUUCGAACCCUGACCUCCUCCUAAUGCUGAUGCAGCGAUCUAACCAAUUGAGCAUUAUUGGAUUAUUCAGGCUUUCUUGUUUCGCAGCUACAUAAGAUGCCUCUUAACUGCGGUCAUCGUCUUUACAUUUAUUUUUUCAUUCCGCGGUUCCAAUAUAUGCC
This is a messenger RNA of Porites lobata, 2737 nucleotides long. Lineage: Eukaryota; Metazoa; Cnidaria; Anthozoa; Scleractinia; Poritidae. The record is from the annotation of a GenBank genome assembly.